GCAGGGGGCUGAUCCCAGUCAUGUGUAUUGAAUCAAAAGCUAACUUCGCAGGAGAUUCAUCCAACGAAAUUAUAAGAGUUCUGUAGCAAUUUUUGGCCCAUUUUGGGGAGAUAUUUUUGUCUUUCCUGAACUGUAAGACUUUCAUGGCAUGGAAUCGUAAUAGCCCUCAGUGCUCUGUUUAAUGCUUUCAUCCCAUCUUCAUCAGUUCAUCCAGACGCUUCCUGAAAGAAUGGGGGCAGGCGCAUUAGCCAUCUGUCAAAGUAAAUCAGCAGUGAAGCUGAAAGAAGACAUGAAAAAGAUAGCAGCACUGCCACUGAACAAGCAGAGGGACGAUAGCUGUCAGAAGGUGUUCGGUGUGAGUCUCCAGGACCUCCAGCAGCAGGGACUUACCAAGAAUGGCCUCCCAGCAGUGGUGUGGAAUACAGUAGAAUAUCUGACCCAACAUGGGCUGACACAGGAAGGUCUCUUCAGGGUGAAUGGUAACAUGAAAAUGGUGGAUCAGUUGCGUCUGAAAUAUGACCGAGGGGAGGAAGUGGAGCUGGCUAAAGAUGCUGAUGUGUGCUCAGUAGCCAGUCUGCUGAAAUUAUUUCUGAGGGAGCUGCCAGAUGGGGUGAUCACUUCUGCAUUGCAUCCCAGAUUUAUACAGCUUUACCAGGACACUAGAAACAAUGCUGAGAAGGAGAACAACUUGAAAGAACUAAUAAAAGAGCUGCCUGAUGCCAACUAUUGCCUGCUGAAGUACCUGUGCCGGUUCUUGACCCGAGUUGCUGAGCAUCACACGGCAAACAGAAUGAACGUUUUCAAUCUGGCCACCAUUUUUGGACCAACUUGUUUUCACGUGCCUUCUGGAUUUGAAGGUAUGAAGGAACAGGAAAUCUGCAACAAAAUAAUGGCCAAAAUGCUGGAAAACUAUAAUACCUUGUUUGAGCUGGAGCACACAAAGAAGGAUGAUGAAAAUCAUGCAUGUGAAGAGCUAGCAAGAAUUAUUUUAGUGAAAGCCAGUUGUGAGCAGUCCCUGCCUAUCAAUCUGACAAGAGCUUUAGAAAGAGAGGCACUGAAGUCAACACCACGAAGCAAGAUCACAAAGUCCACCAGGGAAGGAUCUAUACAGGAAUGUCUCUUGCCACAACCAGAGUUGUCGGAUGGAAUUCCUCAGGUCAGCCUCCGAUUAACUGACAGUAGUGCAUGUUUGGAGGAAAUGGAUUUACCAGAUGAAAUCUCUUACAUUAACAGUGCUUCAUUCUUCUCCAGUUCCCAAGAAGAUGAGCGGCCUAUGUCACCCUUCUAUUUGAGUGCCCAGGUAUCCCAAGUGAGCAGUAACAUUCCUGCUACUGGAGAAUACUUAGAGAAGACGAUCCGCUCAGCAGUGGAACAGCAUCUCUUCGAUGCUCAUGGCUCAGGUGGGCAGAGUUCAGAGGACUCCGAAUCGGGAGCAUCGUCAGCCUCUUCAAAUGUGUCCACCAGGCAUAGGAGGCGGCAUCACAAAGAGCAGGAUGAAGGCCGACGAAACAGAGACGUAGAGGUCAUCAACAAAGAAAACAUUCCUUCUGGAUUCGGAAACCUUGAAGAUUGUAUUCUGACUCCUCAGGAAGUAGAAAAAUUACAAGAAAACAACUCCGGGUAUAUUGGAGAAAGGAAUAAACCAAAACGGCAGAAAUCUAGCACCAAACUUUCUGAGCUUCACGAUAACCAGGAUAGCCCUGUGAGUAUGGAAAGUUUUAGCUCCUCAAGGCCGACAGCCAGAGCAGGACCUGAUGACAUGGAGGUUUUGUCUGACGAAAGCAAAGAAAAUGAAAACGAUGAUGUGUUUUUCAGGCACUCACAGCAGAUUUCAGGCAUGAAGAUUCAGGAGCACUCGAGCAUUCCCGAAACCAAAUUACAGAGGAACCAAGAUGCUGAUGGUCAGGAAGAUAGCUUCAUCUCAGAAGUGCCUCGGCUGGACUUGACAGCAUUGUGCGAUGAUAACAGCUGGGAAGAGCCCGUCCCAGCUUUCUCCUCCAGGCAACGAGAUGGCUUAGACUCUGACGAAGCUCGCCUGUCCCCACAGGCCGGAUGUCUAAUUCGCCAGCUUCUGGAUGAGGACAGCGAUCCAAUGCUGUCCCCUCGUUUCUAUGCCUAUGGGCAAAGCCAGCAGUACCUGGAUGAUACAGAAGUGCCUCCCUCCCCUCCCAACUCCCAUUCAUUCAUGAGGAGACGGAGUUCUUCUUUAGGAUCUUGUGAGGAUGACCAAGAGGAUCUGACACCUGCACAGCUGACACGGAGGAUUCAGGGGCUUAAGAAAAAGAUCAGGAAGUUUGAGGACAGAUUUGAGGAGGAGAGGAAAUACAGACCUUCCCACAGUGACAAAGCAGCCAAUCCAGAGGUGCUGAAAUGGACAAAUGAACUGGCAAAAUUCCGGAAGCAGCUUAAAGAGUCAAAACUGAAGAGAUCGGAAGAGGAUCUGGCUCCUGUGAUGCGCCAGCGAAGCAACACGCUCCCCAAGAGCUUUGGGUCGCAGCUUGAGAAAGAGGAUGACAAGCAGCAAGACCUGUCAGAUAAAUCUGCAAAACCCGCAGUGGAGGUGACCUUAGACUCCAUCCAGAAGAAGCUGCAAGAAAAACGAGCAGACAAAAACCGGCCUGAGGACAUUAAGGACAUGACUAGAGAUGAGAUAGCAGCUGAGAAAGUGGCUCUUCAGAAAGCACUCUUGUAUUAUGAAAGCAUUCAUGGAAGACCGGUAACAAAAAAUGAGCGCCAGGUGAUGAAGCCCUUGUAUGACAGGUAUCGGUUGGUCAAACAGAUCCUCUCCAGGGCCAACACCAUCCCUGUUAUUGGUUCCCCCUCCAGCAAGCGGAGAAGCCCUUUGCUGCAGCCAAUUAUCGAGGGUGAAACAGCUUCCUUCUUCAAGGAGAUAAAGGAGGAAGAGGAGGGUUCCGACGAGGACAGCAAUGUGAAACCAGAUUUCACAGUCACCCUGAAAUCAGAUGUCAGCGUGCGGAGUUUCCUGGAUCAACUAGAAGAUGAGGCUGAUGGCUUCAUUUCUCCAGUGGAUGAUAAGAUGCCUUCAAAGAGUAGCCAGGACAUGGGGCUUUCUACCCUCCAUGCUGCUUCUAUGCCAGAACUCUUAGAGCAGCUCCAAGAAGUCAGGGAAGAGAAAAAACGGAUCAGAAAAAAAUUGAGAGAAUUUGAAGAUAAUUUUUUCCGACAAAAUGGAAGAAAUGUCCAGAAAGAAGAUCGCAUUCCCAUGGCUGAAGAAUACAAUGAAUACAAGCAGAUUAAGGCAAAGCUGAGGUUGCUGGAGGUGCUGAUCAGUAAAAGAGAUAUUAGUUCCAAGAUUAUGUAAUGAAGCCGAUCGUCUUCGCAGAGCAGCUAAGAAGAGACUGAGACAACCAGAUGAAUGCAUGAAGGGUGCAGCAGGAGCCCUACAAUGAGGGGCUUAGCAGCUCCCCAAAAACUGAAAGGCCAUUUUUAGAGGUGGGAGGUGGAAGAAGGGUGGCUUACAUCGCUCUCUGCACUUGCUGUAGUCCAUUGUGCCACCAGGCCAGUCACCUAGACUGGGGUUGCCAGCAAGAGAGAGGUGAUGCUAUGCUCAGAGACUGCACCAAAAGGGUCCUUAGCUUUGAUUCGCUUCCCAGUUCUGUCAUGCUUAGCAUAUCAGUCAGAUUACGUUUUUCCAGAGAAUCCUAGUAAGCGGCUGACUGGUAUGAAUUGUGGUGAAUUGUCCAAUAACCUCCUCUUUCUCAACCGAAUGCCCUGUCCAGUGCAACCUGACACAUGGUUCCUGCUGUUGGGACGUCCUGAGGCUGUUCUCUCUCAGCUACAGUGACAGCGAGCUCAGGCUCCCAAAUUACCUGUAGAUUUGGGGUUUGGAAAUUUGGCCUUUUCAGUUACCCCACUGAGUGCUGGAGAAUUGCUAUUAAUCAACACCCUGCCUACUGCAUUGGCCUUUAGUGUGACUUUUCCCAGUGUUUGAUUUUCUUACCCAUGUGUUUUCUAACUGUCACUUCUGCUUAGGUAGAUGGUAGCUGGCUCUGAUCAGAAAAGCACUGUCAAAGGAAGUUCAGCAAUACGCUUAGUUGCUGGGUCGUCUUAGCUGGCAUUUUCAAUUGUGACACAAGGACUGUGAUUGGGCAUUUGGAUCAGAGUGGAGGUUCUGAUGGCAGCAGUCAGAAUCCUAUUGGAUUUUAGUAGCUGAGAUGUUAUAUUGAAAUGAACGAGCUGCUCUGUCACUACAGCUCUCCCCGUUCAGGUAUCUGGUAAGCAGAUUGAAGAUCUGUCCACAUCAACAUAAAUGGACCACCAAUCUUUCAGUGUCUGGUAUUGACAUGAAAGACUGAGCUGGACAGUCCAUACACCUAUAGUGCACACACCCGAAAGUUUGUUCUUUUGUGCACCUAAAUGGUAAGACCACAUGGAUUGCAGCACUCAGUGUGAAUUGCAGAGAUGGGGAUGCAGAACACAGUGAACUCAUGGUCUUUUCUUCCUGCUCAUAAUUGCAAAUAUAAAUACUUCGGAGGAGAGAGGAUGCUUCAGGAAAUGGGAAACUUUGAGCCAGAUUCUGCCCUUGGAAGUGUGCAAAUCUGAGGUCAAAAGUUGGAACUUAACACACUCAAAUCAACAUGAACAAUUUUCAGAAAGGAAAACUUUGUUGUGAAUGAAUUAUAGACAGGUGUUUUAGAUGCUGAUGUUAGACAUUUGCUAUUUUGAAGGGAGAUGAGCUCAAAAAAGUAUAAGGAUCUUACUACUAUCGUGCUGAGCAUUUGGCCUCCAUUAUUUCCUUGCAUCACCCUCAAGAGCUUCAAUGUGCAGCUUCACACAGCCUAGGGAGACACCCCUACUUGGAACUAGGACAAGAAUUCUGACUUCCCGGGGCAGGAUUCAUCCCUGCUGCAUGUAGAUGGAGCAAGCCAGCAUACUCCCUCCUGCAUACUGAUCCCAUCCGUGAGCCAAUGUGGAGGAGCAGGGCAGUGGAUAUUGAGUGCAGGGAUUGCAAUUGUGCUUGGCCCUGGUGUAAGUCAAAUGAGGAGGUGGGAAACCUGCUUGUGCUCUACCCCAUGCUUACAUACAAGGACAGUCUGGCUCCAAGAUGCGUGGCAGCUCAUGUUCCCUAAGCGCAUUUCCCCCACGUUGCUAUGUUAUAUUUAUUCUUGCCACAAUAGAUACAGAACAUCUACAGUGUGUUUCAAUAGCUUCUGUAUCUCAAAACAUUAAAAAGAAAUCUCUCUUUCUCCCCCAUCCAUGAACCCUGGCAAGAUUAUGUAGAACUGUCAGGCAUCAGACAAUGCCCGUGAGAAGUAGUACAUUAAAGAUAAGCCAGCGCCAGUUAGUAAGAGGUAGUAUAAGUUGGGUCUUUUCUUUUGCUAGUCACCAAAUUCAUUGCACUUAGGGGGAUUUUCCAGGUUGUUCUUCAUCGAUCACAGAAUUAUCCCCUCCACCUAGAAGAAAUAACAGAAGUAGGAGAGACUGAAGUCUAUAUUUUAAAAGGUAGCCUUUAGUUUUUGGGUGCCCAGCCUAGGGCCUGAUUUUCAGAGGUGUUGAGCACCCACAGCUUCCAUUGACCUCCGAGUUGUAGGCACUCAGCACCUCUGAGAACCGGACCCCAGAGAUUUCUAUACCUGGGCACACAAAUGCAGAGGUGACUUUUGAAAAUGUGGGCCGGAUUGGCUGACUACAGUCCUCUUUCCCUUCUGCAUGCAAGAUGUCUGAGAGUUCCAGCAAAUAAUAAUGGUGCCGUUGUCCUCCAAACCAGCUUUAUGCCAGUUGAAAGGGUGCAGGGAAGGGUUGGGUAUUUUGGGCAUAACUUUAAUAUGACAGUGGUGUUUAGUAGCAGAAAUGGUAGGACAAAAAUGGCUGCUGCGUUCCUCAGAAGUCAGUAUUGCUAGUUGCCUUUUGUAUGAUUAGGCCCCAGUUAAGUGAAGCACUCAAACCCAUGCUUAACUUUAGCCAUGUGUCAAGUCCUAUUGAAAUAAGCACAUGCUUGAAGUCAAGCCUGUGGCUGGUGUUCUUGUGAGUAGAGAUCGACUUAAGCACAAACUUACAUACUUUGCUGAAUCAGGGCCUUAUCUCCUUAAUACCUAAAUUACAGUGGCUGUGAUUACCUAGCCAUCAGUUUUCUAUAGCCAUCAUGCAAAACUCCAGAAGUCACAAAGACUACAUUUUGUUGUUAAAAGCCUGCUUGAACUGUGUACUGAUAAUUAACUGUUUUAUUGCCCCUGACCAUUCUUGACCAACCGUAUAUAGCAAAAUAUUUUGUUUUUAAAUUUAUAAGACUGUAGGGUUUUCUGACUGCCUAGCUACUGCUGUUUACAUGGCACGUUGCUAUGAUUUCAGAUACUUUAUAUAAAUUAUAAGUAUAAUGAUGCACUUUAGAGAGAUUAUAUUUUUAAAGUUUGAAAGCUAAUAACAAAACCUGUAUAGCCAAAAUUGUACUCUAAAAAUCCUUGUCUAGCUCUCUGUUGUUUAAAAGCUGUUCUUUAUACAAAAACAUAAAAUGAAUAGCACCAGUUGAGAUGUAUCUCCUGCAAACUAAUUGAGUUUAGUAGAAUUUACUGCAAUUCACAAAAUAGCCAUUCAGGUACUGAUCAACCCCUGCCACCUCCAAAAAAUUUCAUGCAAAAAUCAAAUCAUUGCUAUCAUUUUUUUUUAUUUCAGUUUUCUUUGUUAUUUCACUUAAUGUAGGCCCUUGAGUGUAUAGCCCAAUUUAUAUUGCUGUUUAUGUGAGAACAUGUUUGAAUGCAAAUGAGAGUGCUUUUAAUAGGAGUGAAGUACAGUACAAGUAUCUAUUUCAAAUAAAAUGAGUAAGCUGUUGGAAUAAGACAAAAUAUACUUCCAUGGCAAUAGAACUUGUCUGUUCUCUGGUGGCAAUAUGGUCUGGUAACUGGCUUUGCAUGGCCUAGAAUGAUACAGGCACAUGUCCUUUUGUUUUUUCACGAGUGGUUGUGAAUUACUAAAUGUUAACAUAAUAAAUGACUGAGGUUUAUUUAGAGAUGAUGAUGAUGAUAGGUACACAUCAAACGGUACAAAUAUAAUGAUAAAACUAAAAGAGUUAAAGAUGGCAAAAACUUGUAAUUUUCACAGGUAGCAUUUGCUUUUAUUCUGUUUACUUUGGAGUAAACCCUCAAUUAAUAGAUGUUUAUAUUAAAUAUGGUGUAAUUAAAGCAUCUUAUCUCUUGACCAUGCUGUUAGGAUUCAGUUUUUAUUCCAUGUAUGUGCAAAAAUUCAUAAGUGCCGUCAAGUCAUUUUAAAAGCCCUUGUGCCUGAGAGGGAAAAGCAUAGAUUAGUGACAUCUCAGCAAGACUUCCAUUUAGGGGAAUGUUUGCAAAAUGGUGAUUCGGACACACUGGAAACUGAACAGAAAUAGAAGCGUGCUUGUUGUGCAGUAGUAUAACAUGGAUAAAUCACUGAGAGUAAGAUAUCACAGUCGAUGCCUGGUUCUGUACAGAUGUCAUGUCUAGGUUAUAAUGGACGUAGCUGGUUAGAAGUCAGAGGGAAUUUUAUUUGCAGCCUUGGUGUUUAGGUGCGGUGUUUUUUAAACUUGCAGAGGCUUCUAGUGCAGUAGUUAAUAUGCUGUGUGUUUAUAGCAUGGAUUUUGUCACACACGAAUGCUUUGCAGGUGGUAUGCAAAGUUGUACCGUUGACUUAUUCACGUUUUCCGUGCCCCAGGGAGCUCGCAGCGAGGACCCACGUUAACAUCUGGGUUUCUUAUUGAUGUGGGAGAGAAAUUGGAUUGGUGGCCAGUGAUUGCGGAGGAGUGGAAUUUGUGCACCCCUGUUCAUUCUAGAGAGGAAAGUAGCUUUGAAUUCUGGAAUUGGUGCCAUGUUGCAGUAGUUAUCGUUAGCUAUGUCUGUGUGCUAGUUUGGGGAAUCACUGCACGUGGUUAACAGCUGCUGCCUGUUUGCAGCUGCUAAUGUUGUGAAUAAUGUCUCUCAUUUUUGUGUGUAUUUCAGAAAGUAAGAAGCGCUUUGCUACACUGUGCACACUUAAAAAGUGUUGUCUAGUUGUUGAGAGAUUACUGGCUCUAGUGAUAUUCUAUAUCUCGGGAACAUUGUUAGAACUGGCAAUAUCUGCAGAACAAGAAGAACCUUUUCAGUGCAUCGACAGUAUGCCCACUUCCUGCCAAAAUCCUUGUAGUGCAGUUAAAUGCAUCAGUUUGACUGCUUCCUCUUGCUUUUCCCCUCAGAGAGUCAUUGGGUUAUUGAAAUGCCUGUGCUGUGUUGGGACCUGAUCCUGCUGCCACUAGAGUCCACAGCAACCGGUACCUGUUGACUCACACAGGAACUGGCCCUUAGUGAAGGCCAGAUGCCAGCUGGAAAAGGGUGUGGACUCUGACAUCACAGAUAUGUGAGACCUGUCUGACUCUGAACCUCGCCUGCAUGGUGACAUACGCAUGAGUCUGACAUGCUGCUUCUGGGCAGCCUUAAUCCAACACUCACCGUUUCAGAAAGCGGUUUCUUUUCUGGUUUCCCUGUAAGUGUCUGCGUGGCCCCUACUAAGCAGGGGAAGGGAUUGACACAUGGGAAAUGUGAUGACCUUCUAAAUCCUUCCAGUUAACGUGGGCAGUGAGGCGAGCGGAGGAGACAUUUCUGUGAGUGUAUUUUAUGCAAAUACUCCAACAAUCUGCAAACCUUUUAAUUGGUAGGCAAAGGGGGAGGUACUUAGUGCCAUUUAUUUUUUUUAAGUCCUGUUUGUGCAUUUAGGAUGGGUUUCUGAAAGCAGCCCAAGGGAGGUAGGCACCCAGCUCCAUCUAACUUCCUUCAGCGCUAUUGAAAAUUCCACCGUCAAAUGCACGAUAUGGAGUUCUAGGAUCCAGGAUUUUAAAGGGGCAUGACCAAGCUAAAAAAAAUAUUGGCCCUUCAAAACCUAAUAUUGGGGUAAUGUUUUUUUUUUAAGUUCAUGUCAGCCAGUUUCCAUCUGAAUGCAAACAUGCCUAUGGUAGCGUUGCAAACAUGCCUAUGGUGGCGUUUGCAAACAGUGUUGCAGCUGUGUGCUAGUGCAUGCAAGCCAGAAAGUGAGACUGCUUGCUGUGUUUGUUCAUGUCCCUGCUAAGUGAAAGUAAACUCACUGCAUGAUGGGUGAGAAGAUUUAUUGCAGUUUCGCUCUGUCUCGAACCCUAAUGCAUUAUUCAUAAUCAGCAUAGUUAAAAAAAAUUUUUUUUUAAAUAUAUGGGGUGAAAUCCUGACCCCACUGAAGUUAAUGGGAGUUUUGCCAUUGACUACAGCAGGACCAGGUUUUCACCCACUGUGUUUAACCUGACAGUGUCCUUUUAAAUUUCUCUUUUAGGAAUCAAGGAGGAAAACUAAGCAGAACUAAUCGUUUAUAUAUUUCUCCUUCCCCCCAUUAAAAGGAAUGGAGCUGUAAUUGUCAGCUAGGCCAACCAAAAAUGCACUUACCUCUGCUGUCAACACUGGUGGGAAAUGCAAGGUCACCCAGAGCAGAUUGAAGUGGAAAUGUAGGGGAAGUGUGCACAGCAUUAUAUUCAUUUUUCCAAAUGUUGCAGACAGUUAUGUUUGGAGGGCAAAUUAGAUAGACUGGAACGUGGUUUCAUCAGAAUGACCUCUGACCACUUUUCUCACCUACCCUAUUUCUACAUGCUUUUUAUAAGCAGAUACU
Molecule: messenger RNA, 9588 nt
Organism: Dermochelys coriacea (leatherback sea turtle)
Lineage: Eukaryota; Metazoa; Chordata; Testudines; Dermochelyidae
Gene: FAM13A
Product: family with sequence similarity 13 member A
Exons: 24
Coding region: 182-3322 (1046 amino acids)
Biological process (GO): signal transduction
Source: RefSeq, a predicted model, not a curated record